AUGGAAGUUCCGCCAACGGAGGAGGGUCCUCCACCAUCUAUGAAGCGUAAUUCAAAUGACAUAGGAUGGGAUUACGGACGUAUCAUGGAUCUUAGUCAUCCAGACAGGCUAAAAUGUAUACUUUGUGGGAAAGAAGUACCUGGUGGUGUUUUCAGAAUGAAGGAGCACAUAGCUCAGGUGAAGGGAAAUAUGGCUUCUUGUCCACAUGCAUCCAAAGAGGAUCAAGAUAAGUGUAUGAAAGUGAUCGUUGAAGCCAGAAGAAAGAAAGCUGAGAAGAGGAAGGCAGAGGAAGCGUUGAGGGCAGAGGUGAAUCUAAGCAAAGACAACAAUGUUGAUGAACUUGAAAGGGAGCUUGGAACUCUGAAAAGUCCUCACUUCCAUGGGCCGAUGGAUAGAUUCACCAAGCCCAUUAACCCUGAAGUUUCUAUGGCUGAACAGAAACGACAACAGGGUAUCCAUGAUGCUAUCUCCAAGGAAAGAUCACAUGCUGUACAUCAAUAUUGUGCUCUCUGGAUGUACAGUUCCGGAAUUGCAUUCAAUGCAAUAGACAAUGAAGAUUUUAGGCUAUUCUGUGAAGCCUUAGGACAAUUUGGGGCUGGGUGGAAGCCUCCAAGUCAAUAUCAAUUGAGAGGACCAUUGCUGGUUGAAGAGCAACAAAAGACAAAGGAAAAAAUGAAAACUCUAGAAGAAGAGUGGGUGAAAGACGGCUGCUCAGUGAUGACAGACGCAUGGACUGACAUGAAUAGAAGAAGCAUUAUGAACUUGUGCGUUAAUUCAAAAGGAGGGACAUGUUUCUUGUCUUCAAAAGAUUCUUCUAAGGAUGGUCACACUGGUCAGUAUAUCUUUGAGUACAUUGACAAGUGUAUAGAAGAGGUUGGGGCUGAUAAGGUGGUGCAAGUGGUGACAGAUAAUGCCACCAAUAACGUUGCAGCUGCAAAAUUGCUUAAAGAGAAGAGGCCGAGUAUCUUAUGGUCUGGAUGUGCUGCUCACACAUUGGAUUUGAUGCUUGAGGGGAUUUCCAAGCUGCAUGGUUUCGUUAAACUCAUAGAUCAAGUAAAGGCUCUUACUAUCUUUAUUUAUGGUCACCAUCAAACAUUGGAUUUGAUGAGAUCACAUACAAAGAAUAAAGAUAUAGUGAGACCAGGAGCCACACGGUUUGCUACUUGUUACUUAACAGUUAGCAGCCUCUAUGAGAAGAAGGCAGAGCUGAAGAACAUGUUUAGCAGUGAAGAGUGGCAUAUUUGUAAGCAUUCGAAGACUGUGAAGGGUCAAGCUUGUUACGAUACUGUCAAGAAUAUUGGAUUUUUGAGUAGUAUGAUGGUUGUUCUGAAAGUAUUCAGCCCUUUAGUGAAGGUUCUAAGGCUGGCGGAUGGAGAAAGGAUACCUUCUCUUGGAUUUAUCUAUGGUGAGAUUCUAGAAGCCAAAAAGUCUAUCAAGGAAGCCACGGAUCACUCUGAGAGAGGUUACGAACCUAUACUCAAGAUUGUGGAUGAGAAAAUGAAAGAGAUUUUUUAUCAUGGAGACCUUGAGAAGCAAGACAUAGUUGUCAACCAUGAAGUUGAUCUUCACAAAAACAAAAGUGGCUCUUUUGGGUGGCCAUUAGCAAGAAAAGGCUGUGAAAAGAAGGAUGACAAAUUUGAUCCAGCUCCUCUGGUUGUGAAAGAAAUUGGAGCACCUUUGGAGCGAUUCACACGAAGAAAAGGAAUAGACUGA
Messenger RNA from Microthlaspi erraticum, 1713 nucleotides. NCBI's taxonomy places the organism in Eukaryota, Viridiplantae, Streptophyta, Magnoliopsida, Brassicales, Brassicaceae. The record is from the annotation of a GenBank genome assembly.